Messenger RNA from Labrus bergylta (ballan wrasse), 1160 nucleotides. The record is from RefSeq and is a predicted model, not a curated record. NCBI's taxonomy places the organism in Eukaryota, Metazoa, Chordata, Actinopteri, Labriformes, Labridae.
GGUUCCUGAGUACAGGGGACCAGGCGGCUAAAGGGAAUUAUGGAUUGUUGGACCUGAUCCAGGCUCUGCGUUGGACCAGCGAGAACAUCGCAGCCUUCGGUGGCGACCCGUUACGUAUCACUGUGUUCGGGUCAGGCGCCGGAGGUUCCUGUGUAAACCUGCUCACUCUGUCUCACUACUCUGAGGGCAACCGCUGGAGCAACUCCACCAAAGGCCUGUUCCAGAGGGCGAUCGCCCAGAGUGGCACCGCUCUGUCCAGCUGGGCUGUCAGUUUUCAACCAGCCAAGUAUGCCCGGAUGCUGGCCCGUAAGGUCGGCUGUAACCUUGAAGACACUGUAGAGCUUGUGGCGUGCCUUCAGAGAAAACCUUACAAAGAGCUGGUGGAUCAGGACAUACAGCCAGCCCGCUACCACAUCGCCUUUGGGCCGGUUAUUGAUGGGGAUGUUAUACCGGAUGACCCUCAGAUUCUUAUGGAGCAAGGUGAGUUCCUCAACUAUGACAUCAUGCUAGGAGUAAACCAAGGGGAGGGCCUUAAGUUUGUGGAGCUCAUUGUGGACAAUGAAAACGGCGUCCAGGCAAACGACUUUGACUAUGCCGUGUCCAGCUUUGUGGAUGACCUCUAUGGCUACCCAGAAGGCAAAGACAUCCUCAGAGAGACGAUCAAGUUCAUGUACACAGAUUGGGCGGACAGGCACAACCCGGAGACCCGUAGGAAGACACUCCUGGCACUUUUUACUGAUCACCAGUGGGUGGCGCCGGCUGUUGCAACAGCUGACCUGCACUCCAGCUUUGGGUCACCAACAUACUUUUAUGCCUUCUAUCACCACUGCCAAACAGAACAGGUUCCACCGUGGGCGGAUGCAGCACACGGAGAUGAGAUCCCUUAUGUGUUUGGCCUUCCCAUGAUUGGACCAACAGAGCUGUUUCCCUGCAACUUCUCCAAGAAUGACGUCAUGCUCAGCGCUGUGGUCAUGACCUACUGGACUAACUUUGCCAAGACAGGGGACCCCAACCAGCCGGUCCCCCAGGACACCAAGUUCAUCCACACCAAGCCCAAUCGCUUUGAGGAAGUGGCCUGGACUCGCUACAACCAGAAAGACCAGCUUUACCUGCACAUUGGCCUGAAGCCGCGGGUCAAAGAGCACUACCGAGCCAACAAG